AGAGCAGCCGGGGGGGCUCGGCACCUCUAACUUGGGAACUGUCCACCAGCGUGAGCUCCUGAACAUGAGCCGCCUCUCUCUCUACCUGCUCGGAUUGCUCCUCAGUAGCGGGCAAGCUCUUCUUCAAGUGACAAUUUCACUCAGCAAGGUAGAGCUUAGUGUGGGUGAAUCCAAAUUCUUCACGUGCACAGCAAUUGGUGAGCCAGACAGUAUAGACUGGUACAAUCCGCAAGGAGAGAAGAUUGCUUCUAAUCAAAGAGUGGUGAUUCAAAAAGAAGGUGUUAGAUCACGGCUAACUAUUUACAAUGCAAAUGUAGAAGAUGCUGGGAUAUAUCGCUGUCAAGCAACUGAUGCAAAAGGACAGACUCAAGAAGCUACUGUCGUUCUGGAAAUUUAUCAGAAACUCACUUUCCAAGACAUCAUAACCCCACAAGAAUUCAGACAAGGAGAAGAUGCUGAAGUGGUUUGCCGUGUUACUAGUUCACCUGCACCUGUUGUCAGCUGGUUAUAUCGAAAUGAGGAGGUCACAACGAUUGCUGACAAUCGAUUUGCAAUGUUAGCAAAUAACAAUCUCCAGAUUCUUAAUAUCAAUAAAAGUGAUGAAGGAAUAUAUAGAUGUGAAGGAAGAGUGGAAGCUAGAGGAGAAAUCGACUUUCGGGAUAUUACUGUUAUUGUGAACGUUCCUCCAGCAAUUACGUUGCUACAGAAGUCCUUUAAUGCCACUGCAGAUCGGGGAGAGGCAGUUACUUUAUUCUGUAGAGCCAUUGGCUCUCCUGAACCUGAAAUCAGCUGGUAUAGGAAUGGCAAGCUUAUUGGUGAAAAUGAAAAAUAUAUUUUCAGAGGAAGCAAUACAGAAUUAACUAUCCGAGAUAUCAGAAAUAUUGAUGCAGGUCCUUACAUUUGUGCAGCAAAAAAUAAAGCAGGAAAUGAUAAAAAACAGACAUUCCUCCAAGUUUUUGUACAGCCUCAGAUAAUGCAUCUUAAAAAUGAAACCACAUAUGAGAAUGGCCAAGCGACAUUGAUAUGUGAAGCAGAAGGAGAACCUGUCCCAGAAAUUACUUGGAAAAGAGCCAUCGAUGGAAUAACUUUUUCUGAAGGUGACAAGAGCCCAGAUGGCCGUAUAGAAGUCAAAGGGCAGCAUGGAAAAUCGUCACUGCAUAUUAAAGAUGUGAAGUUGUCAGAUUCAGGCAGAUAUGACUGUGAAGCUGCAAGUAGAAUUGGUGGGCAUCAAAAGAGCAUGUACCUUGAUAUUGAAUAUGCUCCAACAUUUGUGUCAAAUCACACCUUGUAUUAUUCUUGGGAAGGCAAUCCUAUCAAUAUAAGCUGUGAAGUGCUAUCUAAUCCUGUAGCUUCAGUUCACUGGAGAAGAGGAAAAUUAGUUUUACCUGCAAAAAAUACUACCCAUUUAAAGACCUAUAGUGCUGGAAGAAAGCUCAUAUUAGAGAUUGCUCCCACAUCCGACAAUGAUUUUGGGCGAUACAACUGCACAGCAACCAACAGAAUAGGAACAAGGUAUCAGGAAUAUACCCUUGGGCAAGCUGAUGUGCCAUCUAGUCCCUAUGGAGUAAGAAUUAUAGAGUUGUCACAGACUAUUGCCAAAAUCUCUUUCAAUAAGCCGGAUUCACAUGGAGGUGUGCCCAUUCAUCAUUACCAAGUGGAUGUGAAAGAAGUAGCUUCAGAAACAUGGAAAAUAGUGCGCUCCCAUGGAGUUCAAACAAUGGUAAUUCUAAGCAAUCUGGAACCAAACACAACGUAUGAAAUCAAGGUUGCAGCUGUAAAUGGAAAAGGACAAGGAGAAUACAGCAAAAUUGAGAUCUUUCAGACUCUACCCGUUCGCGAGCCAAGCCCUCCAUCAAUUCAUGGACAACCAGGCAGUGGAAAGAGCUUUAAACUUAGCAUAACUAAACAGGAUGAUGGAGGAGCCCCCAUAUUGGAAUAUAUCGUGAAAUACAGAAGUAAAGAUAAGGAAGAUCAGUGGCUAGAGAAAAAAGUACAGGGUAGCAGAGACCACAUAAUCUUAGAGCAUCUUCAAUGGACCAUGGGUUAUGAAGUGCAAAUUACUGCUGCCAAUAGACUGGGUUAUUCUGAACCAACAUUGUAUGAGUUCAGCAUGCCACCAAAGCCCAACAUUAUUACUGACACCCUUUUUAAUGGUCUUGGGCUCGGUGCUGUCAUUGGCCUAGGAGUAGCAGCCCUUUUGUUAAUCCUUGUUGUGACUGAUGUCAGCUGCUUCUUCGUACGGCAAUGUGGAUUACUAAUGUGCAUCACCAGGAGAAUUUGUGGGAAAAAGAGUGGCUCCAGUGGGAAGAGUAAAGAACUAGAAGAAGGCAAAGCUGCAUAUCUGAAAGAUGGAUCAAAAGAGCCGAUAGUGGAAAUGAGAACAGAGGAUGAAAGAAUUACCAAUCAUGAAGACGGGAGUCCAGUAAAUGAGCCAAAUGAAACCACACCACUCACAGAACCUGAGAAACUGCCACUAAAAGAAGAAAAUGGGAAAGAAGCUUUAAAUCCAGAAACUAUAGAAAUCAAAGUUUCUAAUGACAUCAUCCAGUCAAAAGAAGAUGAUAGCAAAGCAUAGAAAGAUGACUACAGCUGUCGGGGGGAAAAAAGCAUUUGGAUUGGAGUAACCCUGUGACCAAAACUCUACAGCUGACCUUAAUUUCUUGGGCAACUUAAGCUUGGAAUAGUUAGUACACCUGUACAUAGGAUCAAAGUACUUCUGUCUACAGUACCUCUCUAUUUUGUUUUGUUAAUGUUUUAGUAUGUAGUUCUGGCUGACCACAGUCCCUUGGUAUCAAUCUGAAUCUGCAAAAAAGUAUGGUAAUUUAUUAUAUUACAAAAAUGAUCUAUUUAUAAAAACACUUUUACCAAGUUACCCCCAGCCACAGACAACGCAACAAAUAGCUCCACAUCCUACAAAUCAAGCUAAAUACAUGAAAGAAAGUGCCAUGUACUCCUGUAUUUAUUUUCAUUGGUAAUAGAGCAGAGGGUUUAGGUGGGCUUUAAAAGAAGGGGAAAAACAAACAAUCUCAGUUAGAAACUUGAGACAGAGGGCUGGCAAAGGCUGAGUAGCCACCUCUGCUGCUUUUUGUCCUUUGACACAAAACAGAAACACUGACUAUUAGAUGGGAAGAGACCUGCACAUUGGUUCUUAAAUAUAUUACAAGGCUAAUAAAUAUGAUGUACAGAUUUAAAAUAAAUAUGGUUCAAUAUUUUUUAGAAAAAAAAAGGCCUCAUCUGGACUACAUGAAUGUUUGACCCUGAAAGGCUACUGGAUUUUCAGAUAUUCUGUGUUAAUGUUUGAGAGAUCAUGUGUGAAUUAAAAUGUGGAAACAUAUUUUGUGUGUGAGAAGAACACUGAUUUAUGAUAAUAGCUUUUGGCUUCAAAUGAAAUCUUAAAAUAAACAUGAACUCAAAUUAGUUGCCUCCAUGUACUUAUAAAUAUAUAUCAUUCCUUCUUUUAACCACCUAGUCAAGGAAUAAAGUGUUGCAUUGCAGUAUAACAAAGGAGUUGUUCACCUCCAUCUUGUAGGCAUGUUGUUAAUCAGUUGUCCUUUAAGCAGCACUUGUUUUGUAGCUUAGAAUUAAUAAUUGCAUAUCCUUUGUAUUAAAAAAAAACACAUCAAGAAAGGAGGAAGAGAAGAACUUUGACAACAUGGGUUAAGAACAUUAUAAAACUGCUAAAUUUGCAGUAUACAAUAGGCUAAAUAUUUUGAGCUUCACAGUCCAAGACAAGCACUCUUACUUAUACCAGCUGUGAAAGUUAUAAGCUAUUAUGAUCAGAUAAUUUACAACUUUGGUGAAAAAUUAAUCCUCUUCUAUUGAUGAUUGCUUUUACAUUAUUACCAGUUGGAGGAAUAAUAUUUUGUGCUUAAUCCAGACUUCAGUAUCCAUCACCUUUUACACUAAUCAGGAGCUGACUGUGGAAGAGGCAGAUCUAUUCAGUGAACAAACACUAUCUAAAAUAUCUGUUCCUCAGGGGCUGAGUUGUGGAUCAUACCAUUGCAGAACUUCUCCACAUCUGAAUAUAGACCUGUUUUAUGAAUUUUAGCUCUAAUCAGUGGGUGACACCCACAUAGCCCACCUCUAUAGUUGGUUCAUGGAUAUAGAAUUUUGACUAUUCAUUUUCCCAGGUGAAGGUCAUGCAACUUUUAAUUGAUAUGUGGGUGAUUACGGCAAGUCAGAUGAUUUUGUGGCCAAACAGACUACAAUCAUGUUUGGGAAAUUAACUGGAAUUUGGGAGAAUGAUUAUUUAACCUCCCUAUUGGUUCAAUCACUGAUGUGUUUAGGGGAGCAUCUGCUGGCAUCCUUUCCUUAGGUUGCUUCUAAAACUGAUGUAUUACCCAAAGACGACCCAAAAAUUUUUUAGUUUUUUUUUUCCUUAAAAUACUCCUAGGUGGCCAUCUAGUGGAGAAUGCAUAAUGAGCCAAGAAGCCAGUGCAGACAAUAGGGAUGGUUGGAGAAGAGGGUUAAAAGAGAAUCACGAGACAAGAAAGGGAUAAUUGAGGAAUAGGGCAACUGUGAAAGAUGCACUAUGAUUCUGCUGCAAGUCUCUCACUUUUAAUGCUAACCCAAGGCCUCAAGGUCAAGGAAAGCUGAAGGGGGUACUCCUCAGAAUCCUGCCUUGUUGCUGCGGUGCACUGAGCAGGUAGAAACACAAUUAAUAGACAGCCACUUGCCUGCUAAUUUUCUCCUUCAUUUCUUUCUGGAAGUGAGUAGUCAAUGAGAAUCCGGAGGAAGCUGAGUGGGACUGGCCCCUAGCUUGUAAUUGACAGAGCCACUCCUCAUACAGAACACAGUAGGGAUGUAAACUCCCAUUUAAUUGGUUAACCAAUUAUGGGGAGGUGGAGUGAGGGAGCUGCUCCAGUCCAGCUAGUCUGGAAUGUUCCCCACCCCCAAACACCACUUGGCUGGAGUGGCCCCAGCGCCGCGGCUCCUCUGGAUGCAGCAGCAACCUCUCCCUGCACGGUGUGUGGGCCUGCUAUAGACAGCAGUUGUUCUGGACAACAGAGCAUCCCCUGUCUAUGCUGGGUUCUCUGUGGUCUUGGAGCAGUCCCCUGUCAGUGGCAGGCUGGGAGCUGCUCCAGCCCCACCAGUUAACCCAGUUAAUCAUUCACAUUCCUACCAUGCAGUGAAAGUUUCUCCUACUGGAAAAAUACUCAGAGCCAGAGUCCUCCUCCAUUGAUGUCCUUUUUUGUGUGUGUAAGCUAGAAACCAAGUAGUAUCCUGAACAAUUCAGGUAGCUUGAGGUAAAAGGAGAGGAAACAAGAUUUGAGCAAUUGUAGAAGAGAAGGUUGGGGUAGAGAGGAAAACAGUUAAUCUCACUUGGACAUGAUGGCUACAUCUAGACUGUCAUGAUUUUCCGCAAAUGCUUUUAACGGAAGCACUUUUUGCAGAAAAGCAUC
Messenger RNA from Pelodiscus sinensis (Chinese soft-shelled turtle), 5402 nucleotides. RefSeq names its product neural cell adhesion molecule 2 (gene NCAM2). Gene Ontology annotation, molecular function: protein binding. Gene Ontology annotation, cellular component: membrane. Gene Ontology annotation, biological process: cell adhesion. NCBI's taxonomy places the organism in Eukaryota, Metazoa, Chordata, Testudines, Trionychidae. The record is from RefSeq and is a predicted model, not a curated record.